Nicotiana tabacum (common tobacco) is the source of this 2546-nucleotide messenger RNA. Lineage: Eukaryota; Viridiplantae; Streptophyta; Magnoliopsida; Solanales; Solanaceae. The record is from RefSeq and is a predicted model, not a curated record.
UUGGGUUUGUUGUUGGAUGAUAUUUUGUUCUUUCUCAAAAUUAAAAGGAACUUUCUAUCAUUAAAGCAAAAAUUUAAAAAAAAAAAAAAAAGUUUUGGCAGAUCGCAGAUUCACCAUGCUGUUGUCUCUAAACUUGUUUUAUUAUUGCGCAAGAUUUAUCUCGCAGCAGAAGCACAUGCUUUACAAUCUCUUAAUUUAAUCAACUCAUUUUGAUCCUUGGUUCGAGCCCAUAGAUUUAAGUUAUAUACAGUGACAAUGUAAAAUCAUUGUAAUAAAAUAUGUUAUAACCUUUUACUUAUUAUUCAUUUUAGGUUUUUGGUCAAUAUUUAUUAAAUAGAGUUACUCGUAAGUAUGGGUCCUCGCAAGUUGGAGAAAAUGAAUUGCCAGCCAAUUCAUGGAAAUAUAUUAACUCUGAGUAGCCCAAUUCAUGGAAAUAUAAUAACCAGAAAUGCUUUUAAAAUAUCCCCACCUACUCGAGAUCUUCUUGCUUAAAAAAAUCUAUUAAUUUAUCAUUCUGAACAAGAUUCAACUGCUUCACAGUUGUUAUGUGUAUCAUGUGUUGACUGAUUAUGAGCUUUAAAAGUCACCUUUUCCAAAACUAUAUAAGAAUAGACAUAUAAAUGCCUCAAAAAUCAUUUAGUGGUUGAUGUUACUGAAAAAUGGGAAAUACACAAGGAACCUAUCUUCUCCUUUUUCUUUUCCUGAUCAUAGCUGCUUUAUCAUCUCAAGUUUAUUGUGUUUCUACUGAUUUUCCAAUAUUAGACAGACCAAAUGAGUUACUUCCAGAAGAAAGAAUUUUCCAACUUUUCCAAGAAUGGAAACAGAAGCAGGGGAAAGUUUACAAGAAUGAGAAAGAGGAAGAAAUGAGGUUGGAAAAGUUUAGAAGGAAUGUGAAGUAUAUAGUGGAAAAGAACUCAAAGAGGAAGUCAGAUUCAGACCAUUUGGUUGGUUUGACCAACUUUGCUGAUAUGAGUAAUGAAGAGUUCAGGCAAGUUCAUACUUCAAAGAUAAAGAUACCAUUUGACAAGAGAAAGACUAUUCAGAUGAAGAAUGUGGAAAAAAAACCAACUCCAGUUUAUUGUGAUGCUCCUCCUUCAAGGGAUUGGAGGAAACAUGGGGCUGUCACUGAGGUCAAGAAUCAAGACCUAUGUGGAGCUUGCUGGGCAUUUUCAGCUUGUGGAGCCAUGGAGGGAAUAAAUGCAAUAGUUACUGGUGAAAUUAUUAGCCUUUCUGUCCAACAACUUAUCAAUUGUGAUAAUUCAACCAAUUUGGGCUGUUACGGUGGAUAUAUGGACCCUGCUUUUGAAUGGGUGAUGAAUAAUAGUGGCAUUGAUUCAGAUUCUGAUUAUCCAUACACUGUCUCUCAAGGCGCAUGCAAUAUCACCAAGGUGAACCAAAAGGUUGUAACAAUUGAUGGAUACCGAGAUGUUCCACAGGAGGAAAGUGCCCUUCUUUGUGCUGUUGCUCAACAGCCUGUUAGUGCGGGCAUUGAUGGAUCGAGUGCUGAUUUUCAAUUGUAUAGAGGGGGAAUCUAUGAUGGACGUUGCUCUAGUAAUCCAGAUGACUUAAGCCAUGGACUACUAAUAGUAGGAUAUGGUUCUGAAGGAGAUGAUGACUAUUGGAUAAUGAAGAACUCAUGGGGUACAUCAUGGGGAAUGGAGGGGUAUGGAUAUAUAAGAAGGAACACUGAUUUGCCAUAUGGGGUUUGUGCCAUUAAUUCAUUGGCUUCAUAUCCAACGAAGGAACUGGCUUCUGCACCAUCUCCUUAUCCGUCUCCAGCUGUUCCGCCACCUCCCUCGCCAUCCCCUCCACCCCCUCCACCACCUUCUCCAAAACCAAGUGAAUGUGGAAACUUGUAUUAUUGUCCAGAAGAUCAAACAUGCUGCUGUGAGUUGUACUUUUUUGGCAUGUGCUUCAUUCAAACUUGCUGUCCUCAUAAAAAUGGUGUUUGCUGUGAUGGAUCAGAAUACUGCUGCCCAACUGAAUAUCCCAUUUGUGAUGUUUAUGAAGGCCUCUGCCUCAAGAGGGUUCAAGACACUCUGGGAGUGGCAGCAAAGAAAAGAAGAAUGGCCAAAUACAAGUUACCAUGGAGUACAAGCACUAAAGAAACAGAGGAUAUGGACCAAACUCUGAAAUGGAAGAGGAAUCAUGUUGCCCCAAUACUCUGAGAUAAACAAUUCUUGUCAUGCCAUUCAACAUUUUCUUGAGAAUAAAUUUGGUUCUGGUUCUAACGCCGAGAAUUUUGAUGAAUCAAACUUGCUAUACUCAAACCACAAGUACAAUUCCUUAAUAAAUCUUGUUUGUGCAAAAAAUUGAGUUUCUUGGAUUAAAGGACUGGAAAGAGAGUUAUGUAGUGGCUCCGAAUACUUGUAAAGAAAUUACUACAUAAGUAGUAUUCUUCUUCAUCUUAUGUUGUAAUUAGACGACUAUGGCUUUUGAGUGUUAUGCUGUGUACAUUCUUGAAAAAGUUGUAGAUUUAUAAUACUACUUAUGUAGACUGACAACUGACUAAGGGUGUAUAACUAUGGGAGUACAACUUUUUUCAA